Molecule: messenger RNA, 1290 nt
Organism: Colletotrichum karsti
Lineage: Eukaryota; Fungi; Ascomycota; Sordariomycetes; Glomerellales; Glomerellaceae
Product: sarcosine oxidase
Exons: 3
Coding region: 1-1290 (429 amino acids)
Molecular function (GO): sarcosine oxidase activity; saccharopine oxidase activity; flavin adenine dinucleotide binding
Source: RefSeq, a predicted model, not a curated record
AUGAGCGAAACACCCCAACCCUCCUACCUCAUCGUCGGCGCCGGCGUCUUCGGCGCCUCCACCGCGCUCCACCUCAUCCGCGCCGAACCCCGCGCCCGCAUAACCCUCAUCGACCGCAACGCCUUCGACGCCCCCGUCCGCGUCGCCGCCUCCUGGGACUGGAACAAGGUCGUCCGCGCCGACUACGCCGACAUCGAGUACAUGCGCCUCUCCCUCGAGGCCAAGGCGCUCUGGGCCUCGGACCCCCUCUGGAAGCCCUUUUACCACGAGAGCGGCGUCUACUGGGUCUCCGCGACGGACUUUUCGCAGGUCGUGCGUGACAACUACGCGAAGCUGGGCGUGGAAUCGGGAUUGUUCGCGCUGAGCGUCGAGGAGGCGCGGGAGACGUACGGGGGGAUAUUCGAGGACGGGGAUUACACGGGUGUGAAGGAGGUGUUUGUGAAUAAGAACAGCGGGUGGGGCGAGGCGAAGGAGGCGUUGGAGGCGACGAUUCGGGAGGCUGUGAGGCGCGGGGUGAGGUAUGUACAGGCGGAGGUGGAGAGGUUGGAGUUUGACGCGGAGGGCGCGACGACGGGGGUGAGGACGACGGAGGGGGAGAGGAUUGGGGCUGAUAAGGUCAUCUUGUCCACGGGCGCGUAUACGGCGAAGUUGCUGGCCGACAGCGCGCCGGACCGUACGGAGCUGCACGCCGGCGAGAGGUUCGUCGCUGCGGCUGUGACUGAGGGGUUCACGCCCGUCUCCGGGGAGAAGGCGGCGCAGUUGUAUGACGGGCCGGUUGGUAUCUCGACGGUGCCGCCUGAGCGAGGCGCGAGCAACGGAAGCGUCCCUCAUUCAAAAGACAGGACGCUCAAGUUCUGGGGCCAGAUCAUCUUCCGCAACACCCAACCGCACCCCAACGGCAGUCUCAUCUCCAAGCCCCCCUCGGAGCCGGACUACGCGCAACUCGACGUGCCGGCCUCUCUCAAAGAGGACGUGGACUUUGCGGGGAAGAGUAUCUACGGGAAGCUCAGCGACGAGUUCAAGGUCGAGAAGUACCGUAUCUGCUGGGAGGCGGUUUCGCCCAGCGAGGACUUCAUCAUCUCGGCGCACUCGGGGAGCAAGAAUCUCUACGUUGCGACGAUUGGGUCGUUCCACGGGUGGAAGUUCCUGCCCGUGCUGGGGAAAUAUGUGGUGCAGCUGCUUCAGGGGUCGCUGGAUGAGAAGCUGGCGAGGAAGUGGGCUUGGGAUAAGGAGCUUGUUCCGCCGACGCAUAGCGCGUGGCCGAGGAGGGAGUUUAGCGAGUUGAAGUGA